CAUCAUGCAUCGGAACCCGCCAUUUUCUUCAGUUUGACCCACGCGUCUUCAUCUUAGUCGAUUGAUUCGUUCAGAAUGGCCGACAAGUUGGAUAUGAGUCUUGAUGAUAUCAUCAAGCAGAACAGAAGAGGUGGUAGAGGAGGUAGAGGUGGAAGAGGAGGACGUGGAACUAGUCGUGGUGUUGGACGUGGCAGGGGUGCUGGAGGAGGACAACGCAGAGGAUCGGCUGGUGGUGGUGGUGGUGUGUACAGAGGCGGAGUACAAAGAAAUAGACGACCACCACCUUAUCAAAGGCCCAAAGAGAUCCCAGACGUAUGGCAGCAUGACAUGUUUGAUGGUAGCGGAGGAUACCGCCGUGGUGGUGGAGCAGUAGGUGGUGGCCGUGGUGGACUUACUACUGUAAACAGUGGUCAGGGUAAACUUCUUGUUUCCAACCUGGACUUUGGCGUGAACGACUCAGAUAUUCAGGAGCUGUUUGCAGAGUUUGGACCGCUUAUUAAAGCUGCUGUCCACUAUGACCGAUCAGGCAGAUCAUUAGGCACAGCAGAAGUGAUCUAUCAGAGGAGAACAGAUGCCAUUAAAGCAAUGAAACAGUACAACAAUGUUCCUCUUGAUGGUCGCGCCAUGAAUAUUCAGUUGGUUGGAGCCACGGGAACAGAUGCCCCAGCAAGAAGGCAGAGUGCUGGGGGUUUUACUCCAAGAGGUAACAGUCGAAGAGGUACCCAGUCACGAGGUAGAGGCAAUAGAGCACGAGGAAGUGGUGGCAGAGGCCGCGGUGGUAGAGGAGGCAAACAAGACAAGACGACGCCUACAUUAGAAGAGCUUAAUGCCCAACUUGAUGCAUACAACAGCAAAAUGGAUGUGGAUUGACAGAUGAAGGAUCUAGUGGACUGAACAGUCUAAGCACGAGCUGUAGUGUGAGCGCGCUCUCAUUGCUAAUAUGGCCUCUACUUGACAUGAUUAAACACGUUACAACAUGCCAGGAGGUUUUUAUGGUCAUGUGCUAUUGUAAAUAACUAUUCUGAUGUUAACUCUUCAAAACAAAGCAGUUUUAGAGUGGGGAUUGAGAUGUUACUUUUAAUUUGAAACAAAACUAUGUGCAUCUUGAAAGAUCCUGUAAUUAAAUACUAUCAUCUGUAUGACAAGCAUAUGAGAAACUGCUGGUGUGGUCUGGAUGAGAGCAUGCAUUUGAGAAAAUGUCCCAUGCAAACGAUACAAAUGCCCUGUCUCAGUGCAUUCAUUUUGGGUUUUUUGUUUGGUUUUUUUUUUGGGGGGGGGGGGGGAAUUGUGUCCAAAGAAAUAGUACAGACAUGGGCAAAUAACAGUAUUGAAUGCGGGCCAUAAAUUUGUAUAUGUACCUUGCACAUUCGCAUAAAGGAAUGUAAAACAUCAGUUUUUAUUUAAAUUUUUACUUGUGUUUUUAAGUUUCUGAAAAUUUUUUAAUAGAGUUGUAAGGUCCGUCAUGCAUUAAACAUCAUCUUCUCUGUGUGAA
Molecule: messenger RNA, 1492 nt
Organism: Pomacea canaliculata
Lineage: Eukaryota; Metazoa; Mollusca; Gastropoda; Architaenioglossa; Ampullariidae
Product: THO complex subunit 4-like
Exons: 6
Coding region: 76-870 (264 amino acids)
Biological process (GO): mRNA export from nucleus
Cellular component (GO): nucleus
Molecular function (GO): mRNA binding
Source: RefSeq, a predicted model, not a curated record